This is a messenger RNA of Trichechus manatus latirostris (Florida manatee), 918 nucleotides long. Its product is annotated as granzyme A-like. Gene Ontology annotation, molecular function: serine-type endopeptidase activity. Gene Ontology annotation, biological process: proteolysis; negative regulation of oxidoreductase activity; positive regulation of apoptotic process. The coding region runs from base 38 to 853 and encodes 271 amino acids. NCBI's taxonomy places the organism in Eukaryota, Metazoa, Chordata, Mammalia, Sirenia, Trichechidae. The transcript is spliced from 5 exons. The record is from RefSeq and is a predicted model, not a curated record.
GAUUUUCACAUUGAUUAAUGUGGGGACACCAGCCACAAUGAGGAACUCCUGCACAUUUCUGGCAUCCAUUCUGUCGAUUGUCAUUUUUCUCCUGCUAAUUCCUGAAGAUUUCUGUGCUAAAAUCAUUGGAGGAAAUCAAGUGCAUCCUCAUUCAAGACCAUACAUGGUCUUUAUUAAAGGAAAAGAAACAUGUGGUGGGGCUUUGAUUGCAAAAAACUGGGUGUUGACUGCAGCUCACUGUAACCUGGACAAAGGAACCCAGGUCAUUCUUGGAGCUCACGCAAUAGGCAAAACUGAGCCAGAAAACCAAAUUAUGUCCAUUAAGAAACAGAUUCCCUAUCCAUGCUAUGACCCAGACACACAUGAGAGUGAUCUUAAACUUGUACUGCUGAAUAAACAAGCAAAACUUAAUAAAAAUGUGGCAAUCCUUCCGCUACCUAAAAAAGGGGAGGAUGUGAAGCCAGGAACAGUGUGUCGAGUUGCAGGGUGGGGGAAGGUUCACAAUAAUUCACCUCAGCCUUCAGAUACUCUGAGAGAAGUCAAUAUCACUGUCAUAGACAGAAAAACCUGCAAUGAUCAAAAGCACUAUAACUAUAAUCCUGUGAUUGGACUGAAUAUGAUUUGUGCCGGAAGCCCCAAAGGUGGAAAAGACACAUGUAAUGGAGAUUCUGGAAGCCCUUUGAUAUGUGACGGUAUUUUCAGAGGAAUCACUUCCUUUGGCCUUCCAAAGAAAUGUGGAGACCCUCAAGGACCUGGUGUCUAUGUUCUUCUCUCACAGAAAUACCUCACAUGGAUAACUAAGACUACCAAAGGGAAAGCUUGGAUAACUAAGAAUAUCAAUGGGACAGCUUAGAUAACUAUCUCAUUUACUGUCAUUUCUUAAUUUUACUAUAAAUAAAAUCAAUUUGUAUGACUAUA